This is a messenger RNA of Impatiens glandulifera, 1768 nucleotides long. RefSeq names its product oligouridylate-binding protein 1-like. The transcript has 12 exons. Gene Ontology annotation, cellular component: cytosol. Lineage: Eukaryota; Viridiplantae; Streptophyta; Magnoliopsida; Ericales; Balsaminaceae. Gene Ontology annotation, molecular function: mRNA binding. The record is from RefSeq and is a predicted model, not a curated record. The coding region runs from base 185 to 1474 and encodes 429 amino acids.
CAGUCUCUCAAUCUUUCUCUCUCAACCUUCAUCGUCAUCACUGCCCAUCGUUCUUUUUCUUCUCUUCCCCCCUCCCUUCGAGGGUUUUUUUUUUUUUGGUUUCAUUUUUCAUCUCCCCAUCUCUCUCUUCUCUUCAAAUCGACCUCCUUUUUUGUUUCCGUAUCCAUACAUUGAAGAAAUCACUAUGCAGCAGAUGCAGCAGAUGCAACAGAUGCAGCAACAACAGAGGCUGAAACAACAGCAAGCGUUGAUGCAGCAAUCUAUCUAUCAUCCUGGCCUUCUAGCGCCUCCUCAGAUAGAGCCUAUUUUGAGUGGUAAUUUGCCUCCUGGCUUUGAUUCAAGUACAUGCCGCAGUGUGUAUGUUGGAAAUGUUCACCCACAAGUUUCAGAACCACUUCUGCAAGAGGUUUUCUCAAGUACGGGUCCAAUUGAAGGGUGCAAACUCAUCCGAAAGGAAAAGUCAUCCUAUGGAUUCGUGGAUUACUAUGAUCGCAGAUCAGCUACUCUUUCUAUUGUAACUCUUAAUGGGAGGCAUCUGUUUGGGCAGCCUAUUAAAGUAAACUGGGCUUAUGCUAGUAGUCAAAGAGAGGACACGACAAGUCAUUUUAAUAUUUUUGUUGGUGAUCUUAGUCCUGAAGUUACCGAUGCUACUUUAUAUGCGUGCUUCUCUGCCUAUCCUACAUGCUCGGAUGCUAGAGUUAUGUGGGACCAGAAGACUGGUCGCUCGAGAGGAUUUGGGUUUGUUUCAUUCCGAAGCCAACAGGAUGCCCAGACUGCAAUAAACGAUCUGAAUGGAAAGUGGCUCGGAAGCAGGCAGAUUCGAUGCAACUGGGCAAUGAAGGGUGCUGGUAUUAACGACGACAAACAAAGUUCAGAUUCUAAAAAUGUUGUAGAACUAACUAGCGGAGCAUCAGAAGAUGGCCAAGAGAGAAUCAAUGACGAUGCUCCCGAGAAUAACCCCCAGUACACUACUGUAUAUGUUGGUAAUCUUGCUCCUGAGGUCUCUUCUGUUGAUCUUCACAGGCAUUUCCAUAAUCUAGGUGCUGGUGUGAUUGAAGAUGUUCGUAUUCAACGAGAUAAAGGUUUCGGUUUUGUUAGAUACAGCACUCAUGCCGAAGCAGCUCGAGCCAUUCAAACUGGAAAUGCUCAAAUUCUUUUUGGCAAACCAGUCAAGUGCUCCUGGGGAAGUAAGGCAACUCCGGCAGGGACAAGUUCGUCUCCUUUACCACCUCCAGCUGUGGGUGGUCAGAUACAAGGGGUUUCUGCAGCUGAGCUUCUUGCAUAUCAAAGACAGAUUGAAUUGAGCAAAAUGGCUGCACAAGCUCAAGCCCAAGCCCAAGCACAAGCACUUAUGCAUCAUCAUCAUACACAAGGCCAUCGAAUGGGUGCUGCUGUAACUGGAGCUAGCCAGGCUAUCUACGAUGGUGGGUACGCUGGCAUUACUUCAUCGCAGCCCCCAAUGUUUUAUCAGUGAUAAGUUUUAUUUUUCUUUUUACUCUAUUUAUGUCUCUACUCUAUGGUAAAAACAUGAAUGAAAACCGGGUUAGAAUUCAACUGGUGGGUAUAGGACCCUGCCUUCUGCUUGGUUUGUUUUUUUUCUUAUUCUCUUUUGUUUACUUGACAUGGAUUUAGAGGUCUUUGUGUGUGGCCUAUAAAUUGCACUUUUGCACCCACUGUAGUAGAAUUUUAUGGACUUGUAUUCUCAAACAUUAUCGUUAUUUUAGAUUUCUUUUUCUGAUAAAUGUUUAGUUGCAUAAUGUUUUCUCCA